UCAACUAUGUGUUUCCAUCUGAUUCUGACUCCAAAAGGGGUGAUGAUUUUUCUGCCCAUGCAGCCUGUGUGAACUUCACAUGUAUGGCAAGCGCAACGCUUCCGCUCCAUCAUUUACCGUUUGACCGCAACACAACACGUUUGUCAUGAAAUUCACACUUCAGGCGCACACAUUCGCGGAUGACGAAGAUCCAGAAGAUCUACACGAGCCCAUGCGUCUUGUGCGGCUCAUUGGCGCUGGAAACUGAUCAUAGUGGAAGUGCAGUAUAUUCAGCCAACGGUGACUUUCACGACGCCGUGCGCGCAGACUGGCAGGCUGCUGUACCAGCACUAUGGAGGAGAAAAACAAGGACGAUAACGCCACGAAGGGACAGGAAUCGAUGUCCUAUCAACGGAGGAUGUGGAAGAAUUUUCAAGAAAAAACCAAACCGUUUUUGAGUCCCAAAUUGGUCUCUGAACGUCGCAAUCCCGACAGUAAAAAGGAGACGGGGUUAUGGAUGUUUAAAAGGAAAAAGAAACAGUUGGACCGUGUCUUUUCGUCCUCACAGCCCAAUCUCUGUUCCUCUACCCCGUCGACUUUCCCGGGCGACCUGUCACUCGGCGGUACAGCGGUCCCUGGGAACAGCGACAACGGGCAACCUAUGCAACAGCUGCUGGGUGCGGUUGGAGUGUCGGCAAGCAAGCCAGAGCUAACGGGACACGAGUGCCCGAAGCUCAUCGUCUCCCAUUUAAUCAUGUCCCACCAGAAGAGCUCCUCUCUCGGCUCUGCAUGCUUCGAGAAGCUGGUAGUAAAAUCUGCGGACGUUGGAGAGGAGGAACAGCUCCGCAAAAACGCCAGUGAUUCUGGCAUCAACAUCGUGGAGCCAAGUAAUGCUGAGACCGCCCUUGUUACCAACCCAGGGAUGUACCAGCUGGACAUCAUACUGAAGAAAGGACACAACCUCGCCAUCAGGGACAGAGGAGGGACAAGUGAUCCGUAUGUGAAGUUUAAGAUCGGUGGGAAGGAGGUGUUCAGGAGCAAGACUAUCAAUAAGAACCUGAACCCAGUGUGGGACGAGAAAGUCAGCCUGCUGGUGGACAGCCUCCGGGAACCCCUCUAUGUCAAGGUGUUUGACUAUGACUUUGGCCUUCAGGAUGACUUCAUGGGUUCGGCAUACCUCUACCUGGAGUCCCUGGAACACCAGAGGAACCUGGACGUGACCCUUGACCUUGAGGACCCCCAGUACCCCGACCAUGACCUGGGAACUCUAGACCUGGCAGUCACACUGUCGCCCAAAGAGGGAGACUUCAGGGAAGCUACCAUGCUUUUGAGAAGGAGCUGGAAACGAUCCAAUAAGCAGCUGCAUUCAAGUAUGCGGUUGUCAGAUGUCCACAGGAAAGCUCAGCUGUGGAGAGGUAUAGUGAGCAUCAGUCUGAUUGAGGCUCGCGACCUCCAGCCUAUGGACGCCAACGGCUUCAGUGACCCCUACGUCAAAUUCAGACUGGGCCAUCAGAAAUACAAGAGCAAGACGAUACCCAAGACUUUGAACCCCCAGUGGAGAGAGCAGUUUGACUUCCACCUGUAUGAGGAGCAGGGGGGCUUCAUCGACAUCACCGUCUGGGACAAGGACGCAGGCAAGAAGGACGACUUCAUGGGCAGGUGUUCGGUUGACCUGUCGCCGCUGAGUAAAGAGCACACUCAUAAGUUGGACGUACCGCUGGAGGAGGGCGAGGGCAUGCUGGUACUGCUGGUCACACUCACUGGGGCUGCAGCAGUGUCCAUCUCGGACCUGUCGGUCAAUAUUCUGGAUGACCCACACGAGAGACACCAGAUACUACAGAGAUAUAGUGUGCUGAGGUCGUUCCACAACCUGAAAGAUGUGGGUAUGGUCCAGGUGAAGGUCAUCAGAGCAGAGAGGCUGAUGGCAGCAGACGUCACAGGCAAGAGUGACCCCUUCUGUGUGGUGGAGCUGAGUAAUGAUCGGCUACAGACACACACCGUCUACAAGAACCUCAACCCCGAAUGGAACAAGGUCUUCACCUUCAACGUGAAGGACAUCCACUCAGUGUUGGAGGUGACGGUGUACGACGAGGACCGAGACAGGAGUGCAGACUUCCUGGGGAAAGUGGCCAUCCCUUUACUAAACAUUCAAAAUGGUGAACGGAAAGCCUACGCCUUGAAAAGCAAGGAGCUGACAGGGCCAACAAAAGGGGUCAUCUUUCUCGAAAUAGACGUGAUUUUUAAUGCUGUGAAGGCCGGUCUCAGGACGUUAAUACCCAUCGAGCAGAAAUACAUUGAGGAUGAACCCAGAGUGUCCAAACAGUUGCUGCUGCAGAACUUCAACAGAGUGAGGCGCUGCAUCCUGUUCCUCAUCAACGCCGGCUGCUACAUCAACAGCUGCUUCGAAUGGCACUCGCCUCAGAGGAGCAUCUGCGCCUUCCUGCUCUUUGUUCUCGUGGUGUGGAACUUUGAACUCUACAUGAUUCCUCUGGCUCUGCUGCUGCCGCUGGCCUGGAACUAUAUCCUUGUCGCUUCGGGGAAGGACACAAGGCAAGACGUGCAAGCGAUGGAGGACUUGCUGGAGGACGAGGAUGAGGACUAUGAGAAAGAUGACAAGGUGCCUAGGCCCGGCCAUUCGGAUGACGGCCGACUGCCUGAAAGCCAUAUCCUUGUGGAUAUGUUGGCUUCCUGGCACUUUGAGUGGAUACGGGUGAUGGUGGACCCGGAGAGAAAGGGCUUCAUCAACAAGCUGUAUGCCAUCCAGGAUGUGUGCAUCAGUGUGCAGAAUGCGUUGGAUGAAGUAGCCUCCUACGGCGAGAGGAUAAAGAACACAUUUAACUGGACAGUGCCUUUCCUAAGCUGGCUGGCCAUCGUUGCACUGUGUGUGGCCACUGUGCUCAUCUACUAUAUCCCCCUACGCUACAUUGUCCUGGCCUGGGGGGUGAAUAAAUUCACCAAGAAGCUCCGUGACCCGUACAACAUUGACAACAACGAGCUCCUGGACUUCCUGUCCAGAGUCCCCUCAGAUAUACAAGUGGUGCAGUACCGAGAGCUGAAACUGGAUCUCAGUCAUAGUCCAAAUAAAAGAAAGAAAAACAACCCGGGGUAGCUGGCUUUGUCCGCCCACGGAAUCUUCCCUCCCUCAACGGCCCGACCCCGAGGAGCAGAGGAAGGCUGGUCUGGACCUCCUCAACUCUCUCUCUCCUUUUUUCAUCUUUUCCUCUUUCUCCCUCUUCUACUGACUUUAUAUAUACAUGUACAGGCUCCCGAAGUGUAAUUAUCACUGUAGAAAGAGACAGCAAGAGAAAAAUCGUAAAUUCUGAGUUUAGAGGUGAGCCUGGAUGAAAGUGGACCGGACCAUUCCAGACCCAGGUGUUUACAGCAUUGUACCAGUCUGACAGAUGUACAAGUCAUGCUCGACUGUGUGACAGUUAUGAGAUCAGCCGAAGAGGUUUCAGGCAUUUUUUACACAAUUCCGCCGUAAGGAACACAUCAUUUAACCCUAUCAUAGUCAGAAAGCCGCCAACCAGGUAGAAUGGAUGGUCUACUUUUCCAAAUCUGAACUCCCAAAUGACCUCUGGGUGUAAGCAUGUGGAACAAUAGAUAAAGAGCUUAUUUAUUCAUUAUUUUACAAAAUGUUGUAAAUAUUUUUUGUUGUAUUUACAUUUUGGAUUAAAUUAUUCUAUUUUUGGGGGGGGGGGUGUAUUUUAAGAGGUCAAAUGUUAAUUGUCUUUUCAGCUCUUAGGCCUAUAUACAUAUCACCCUGUUCCAGUGGUCCUUGACUAUCCAAAUGAAUGAUAACUUCAAAAACCUCAAAAAUCCUCUUUUAAAUGGAACCCGAGGACUGCUGCAGUCCUGCCGAUAUGCCAUUCUUCCGGUCUUCACGACCAUCAAUAGCGCAGAUCCCCCAGAAGAGGCAGGGAAGUGUAGAUCUCUGCUGUGCCACUGAGCUAAUAUAGAUGUCACCCUGUGCAGACAGAAUCGCCAGGCAGGCCUUAGGCAGCCCAAGCGGUAAUCUUAUUUGAAAGGCUGGUCUCCUCUCCUCUCAUCUCCACAUGUUGCCUCAGUGGGCACACACACACUCUCCAACACUGUGCCACAGGCUGGCCGCCAUCUCCAUCUGCCCCACCUCCUGCUCAACUAUGAUCUCUCUUUCAAGGGACGAGUUUGUGUAUGCGUGUAUGUGUGUGCAUGUGUCCCACUGGGUAAAAACAGUUUGAAUCAACGUUGCUUCCACGUCAGUUCAGCCCAAACAAUGCUACGCGAUGACGCUGAAUCAACAUUGCUUCCACGUCAGUUAAGCCCAAAGAAUGCUACUCGAUGACGCUGAAACAACGUUGCUUCCACGUCAGUUAAGCCCAAACAAUGCUACGCGAUGACGCUGAAUCAACGUUGCUUCCACGUCAGUUCAGCCCAAACAAUGCUACGCGAUGACGCUGAAUCAACGUUGCUUCCACGUCAGUUCAGCCUAAACAAUGCUACGCGACGACGCCGAAUCAACAUUGCUUCCACGUCAGUUCAGCCUAAACAAUGCUACGCGACGACGCCGAAUCAACGUUGCUUCCACGUCAGUUCAGCCUAAACAAUGCUACGCGACGUGGGAAAACUGAUGGCUUUGCACAAAGUCGAUCCAUGUCGGGGAAUUUUCAACCUAAAUCCAAUGACCAGAUGAAAUGUUUGGUUGAUUUCAGGUUAGUUGACAAUCAAAGGUAGACGUUGAACUGACGUCUCUGCCCAGUGGGGUGUUUAUGCAAAGCAAACAAGCAAGCUGCACGGAGGGUGUCCCCGUGCACUGUGUGUGUUUGUGUGUGUGUGUGCAUGCUGGGUGUGUAUGUAUGCUGGGAGUGUAUGCUACAUGUGUGCACAUGUAAAUGUGCAUGGGUGCGUGUUUCUGGAGUUGUCUUGUCUCUUCUGGCUCUGGAGAGUGAUGUGGAUGGGACUGUGAACUUGUAGGGCCAGAUGCUGCAUUUUGUUGGUGGAGAGGUCGACCGUUAGACGAGCAGCCAGUUAGCCGCUGUGUGACAAGACACGGCGACGGGUGGCCAGAGACCGCAGGGCUUUGCGCGUACCCUCUUUCCAAAGCCCUCCCAUUAUCCCUCUCACUCUCCCUCUCUCCUUCGUCAGUGGUUAGGAUCGUGGCCCUGUCUGAAGGGAACGUCUCCUGGGUGUCUCCCGAAAGCAUCUGUUGAAAGAUCACAGCGUACAUCUGAAGGGGCCUUCCUCUCCUCCACAUACCCCCCUCCCUCCCUCCCUCCCUUCCUCCGACCUUUACACUUCAACAAGUGUAGAACUGCCACUUUGGAAGGCCAUUGGUUUGGUUUGUUUCGAGAGAUGCACUUGAAAUACAAUAACAUGCUGCGUGGAAUGUAGGACUUACACGGGUUAUAUUAUCCUCUCUAAAAUGCAGACUCGUGUCUAUUUGUAUUGACCUAAGGGGACAGUUUGAAAACCUGAAUAUGUAUGUGUGAACUACUGUACGUGGUAUUAUUUACAGUAACUGUGGUGGGUGUAUUGUGUGUGGUCUUAUAUCCAAAUAUUCUAAGUUUUAUAACAUUGUUUUGGCUAUGUAUGCAAGCAAACCAAAGUGAUUUAUUUGACGCGACAGAAAAAAAAUGCUAAACAGAAUGUAUCAUCGGACAGGCAUAAAGGAAAAUGGCACUUUCAUUUGCACCCCCUUUUUUUUACUUACUUCUUUUGGAAUGAUGUACAUAAUAUGCUUGUAAAUGGUCUAAUGUCGGUUGAUGAUCUUGUAUCGGUGUAUGCUUGUCAUUGCUCUCCGAGGUAUUUUCGCCCACAGUGUUGCCUGUGACAUCAUCUUCAAUCUCCUAGUCCUGGCCAAUGGUUGUCGAGGACAAGGACGAGGAUUUGGGUUGGGUGGGGGCAGUAAAGGGAAAGUUAUGAGAAAAUAAUGUGCAUCUAAUACGACCAAUAAAUUCACCAGAUGUAUGUCGAUUAUUUUGGAAAAACUUGUAAAAGAUUAAAUAUUUUGUAUCAUC
Oncorhynchus tshawytscha (Chinook salmon) is the source of this 5975-nucleotide messenger RNA. RefSeq names its product multiple C2 domains, transmembrane 1a (gene mctp1a). Gene Ontology annotation, cellular component: synaptic vesicle membrane. Gene Ontology annotation, biological process: regulation of neurotransmitter secretion. NCBI's taxonomy places the organism in Eukaryota, Metazoa, Chordata, Actinopteri, Salmoniformes, Salmonidae. The transcript has 22 exons. Gene Ontology annotation, molecular function: calcium ion binding. Bases 332 to 3088 code for a protein of 918 amino acids. The record is from RefSeq and is a predicted model, not a curated record.